Molecule: messenger RNA, 1236 nt
Organism: Phytophthora sojae
Lineage: Eukaryota; Oomycota; Peronosporomycetes; Peronosporales; Peronosporaceae
Exons: 5
Coding region: 1-1236 (411 amino acids)
Source: RefSeq, a predicted model, not a curated record
AUGUCGGGUUCUAGACUAUUCGUUUUCGCAGUGUUUUUGGCCGCCUCCAUCACCAUAGCGACAGAUACCGAACAGGAUGCCAGCCACGCCAAGCGAGCAGCCAAAACCUCAACUCGUCAAGUGAGUGCUCCAGGCGAUUCCGGGACCAAGCGGAAGUCCAAUCAAGACUCGGAGCCGGUGGCGCGUAAACGACGAACCCUGAGCAAGCCUGGGACGGCAGAAGCUGCUGCUACCUCCAAGAGUGGAAGAACGUCAGGGGCAAGCGGCAGUAGCCCCUCAUCCGAGGGCAAGAGGGCAACCAGGUCACGAUCGUCAGGCAACUACGCAACUAAAACAGGACCGAAAUCCGUGCAGCCUCCAAGGACACGUCAAGCGGCUAACGUUGCGCUUGUGCCGGUGUUGCGACUUCUCCGAGCAGUGGCGGCGAAGCCAGCGCUGCUGCCCAUGGCUCCAUCGGUUGCACAAGCUCGUGACGCAUUGGAGAAGAUGCACGAACGGAUGAAGGCUGGAAAGCGCCGACGCGGUCGCUGGACAAAGCUAGAUCAGUUUUACCUGAGCCUGUCACAAGUUGGCUACCUCGCCAAGCGUUACAAGGCAACCAGAAACGAAGGCCGUCAAGCUCUAAAGCCGCAGCGCGAGAUUGACGCUGGAAAUCACUAUAUGACCUAUGAGCAAUGGAACGAAGAGCUCGACAAGCUCGCUGCGCAGCACGGAGAGCAGAUGCCAAAGUUACAGAAGAAGGUGCAAGAUCUGGAAGCUCAGGCACGACAGCAGCGAGCUAAUAGCAACAUGGAAAAACAUGAAGAUGCUGUUGCUACCGAAAAUAUCCGGUUAAAGGGAGAUUCUAAGCUUUUUCAAGAGGAUCUGGAUGCUGAACGGUCGUCUGCUACCGCUCUUCGAGCCACUCUGUCUGCAAUGCAGAAGCAGGAGACCCGUGAACUCAAAGUGAAUUUCACGAAAGUGGAGGAAGUAUCCCGCCAACUGAAUUCGAAACUCGAGAAAGCUGAGGAAGAAGCCCGCCAAGCAAAGGCAAUCCAGGCCGAUGCGACUCCAAAAAGUGCUGUCCGAAUCCUGGUGGAGACUAGUGCGACGAAGCUGACGCGCAAGGAAGCACGCUUGAACAGUUUCGUCUUUCGUUUGGAUUCGAGAGAAUUUGAGUUGAACAAGAUAAGUGCAGAACAGCAGGAACUACGGGCUAAACUAAACAAGCAAGCUCAAGAGCAAGAACCGGAGUGA